This is a messenger RNA of Tachysurus fulvidraco (yellow catfish), 3167 nucleotides long. RefSeq names its product SMC5-SMC6 complex localization factor 1 (gene slf1). Gene Ontology annotation, biological process: positive regulation of double-strand break repair. The record is from RefSeq and is a predicted model, not a curated record. The coding region runs from base 305 to 3010 and encodes 901 amino acids. Gene Ontology annotation, molecular function: protein binding. The transcript has 19 exons. NCBI's taxonomy places the organism in Eukaryota, Metazoa, Chordata, Actinopteri, Siluriformes, Bagridae.
CCGUAUCGCGGGUGUUUUCUCAUAGAUGCAAACAUUUAUUUCUGAACGCUUCAGAUAUGUUUCCUUUUCUGAACAUUUAUAUAAUUUUUGAUGAGGUAAACAUUAGGAAUAUGUGAUAGAUAAAUGUAGGAAAUUCUCUGGAUAUGGCAGGAGCUUUGAUUUGUGACUGACUCAGAUUAGUUGUGUUUGUGCGGCAGUUUACACUGUCCGUGUUUGUUCAACUUUCGUUUCACUUUUGUUCCGUUUUUACAAAACAAACAAACAAACAAACAAACAAACAGUUUCAAGUCUGUGGAGAUUCAGGAUGUUGGGAAAUGAGUUUGUAUUUCAGAUGUCGGGCCUGAAGGAUCUCCAGCAGAAAACAGAGCUGCUGCAGGCCAUCAGGCAGCUCCAGGGUCACUACAUAGGAGGAUCUGUUUACAAAGAGGCAAUGACGCAUCUCAUCACCGCUAAGCCAAUAGCAAGCGAGAAGUUCCUUGCAGCAUGCGCUGCAGGGAAAUGGAUAGUGACUCCUCAGUUUGUUCUGGACAGUGUAAAACACAAGGCAUGGCUACCUGAAGCCUCAUACGAGUUAAACCUCACAGCUAACGUUAAAGCCCCUCUGACUGAAAACCCUCUUCACAAAUGGAGGGAGAAAGUUGCCCAAGGCAUCACGUCGGGUGCUUUUCAGGAUUGGGUUGUUUAUCUUGAGAUUGAAGACAAUGCUAGAAGAGCCAUGUUUCAAAGAAUACUGAAAGCAGGGAAGGCUCGGUUCUGCACUGAUAAAUCGGCCACACAAACUAUUACACACGUGCUAACCAAAGACAAAACCUCUCGGAAGCUUGCUGCACCUUAUUUCAACAUCAGCUACAUAGCAGAACAUCUCUUUGGGGCGGUGUGCUCGAGUUUGAACUGGUCCAUUAAUUUGAACAAACCGAGCCAGCAGGCAAGUUGUGUUCCCCUAGAGGUCAUGGAGUGCGCUCCUGUAACAGUGGAGGAUGAACCAAUGGACGUUACAGAUGAUACUUUUCUGUUAAAGCUAGAGGAAACACUUAAAGACUACAUCACCAGAAUGGAGGUGCAGAAAAGAAAGCUGAUGAACGUCCCUGGAUUUUAUAGCUACUACACUCCCGUCUUUUCCAAAGUAGACGAGAAGAGUUGUUCUGUGCAGGACAGAAAGGUAGAUUUCAGUAUUGUUCAGAGCCUGGUGGAGUGCAGCCUCCUUGCCCAGGCCCUGGAAGAGGUUCAGGAUUGUCUGCACCCUGGCGUACGUCCUCCUCUCUCAAUGCUCCACGUGUUCAUGCAACACGCACUCCAUGGUGAAGCAGAGCCCUACUUUCUCAGCAUGUUCAGCAUUGUUCUGAACGACAUACUGUGCAAUAACCCGACAUGGCGCGAUACUGCAAGUGCCAGGUACUUCUCCAACAUCCUGCAGUGUCCGCAGUGUGAGAUGGGAGUGUGGCCGUUCCUGCAGACAUCCGUGAGGUUCUGCUUGGGGAGCACAGCGACCUGUCACUCAUUGCCUAGCCCCGCCUCUGUGGAGCUUCUCCGUUUCCAUGGCAACCUGCAAGAUUUCAUCCUCAGGCUGUUUCAGUUGGAGCUACACGCCAUGGACUCAGAUAGGUGGGCAGCGGACUCAUGGGGCUCCGUGCUCUACAACAUGUUCUGGAACGUGUGGGAGAAGAUGACGCUGAGCUCCAAAGCCCUCCAGCAGCUGGCUGAAUUGCUGGUGGAAACCACACUCUGGGCUCUUCACUCCUCUGAGAAGUGGAAGCUGCGAGUGUUGGGCACGCUGCAGGAGAUUCUGGCUGUGGUGGUGGAGUACUGGGCUCAGAAGCACUCUCAGCUCAACAGACGGAUAGUACAGAAAGGCUUUCAGGACCUUGCAGAGUACAUGGCUAUCCUGUGCCAAGACCUCCAUCCAGACACUCUGAGGGAGCUGGUUCCUGCUCUCCCGUCGCACAGCCUCAGGAUGCUCACUGCUGAUGCAAUCUACAGAAACAUCUGCACUAGGAACGGCCUGCUCAUCUGCUCUGAGCCGCUCUCCCUCCACAAGAUAGUUUUCUCCUACCUUAAGGCCCUGGGGCAGUUGUGUGGGUGCAAACCAAGGCAUCCGCCCAAGCAUCAGGCUGAGAGGACUGUCACACCCAGCUCAGACAGCCAGGAUACACGAGAAAGAGAGCGUGUGGGUGGCUCAGGCUUGGUGAAGGACAGAGCGAAGAACAUGCCAAAAGGUUUCCAUCGAGUCAAUUUUGCAGGGGAGACACUCCUGCAUCGAGCCUGCAAGAGGAACCAGGUGCAGACGGUGCUGAAGAUCCUCAGACUGCCUGGAGUGGAUGCCAAUGUUAAAGACCAUGCAGGCUGGACUCCCCUACAUGAAGCGUGUAACCAUGGCAGCAGGGAGUGUGUGAAGGCUUUACUGCAGCACUGCCCCGGCCUGCAGCUGGGAAGCCAGGUAGAAGGAGUGAGUCCACUGCAUGAUGCCCUGAAUAACCAGCACACAAACAUCGCCAAGAUGCUUCUGCGCCAUGCAGGUUCUGUGCUGUUGCAGUUGCGUGACUUUUCUGGUCGCACUCCUUUGGACCUGGUUUCUAGUGAGGCGCUGUGUGAGAAGCUCAUACGCUGUGCUGAAGAAGGAGAUGCAGCUCUGGCAGCCCAGAGCUCUGACGUAAGAGACAUGACUCUUGUGGAGACCUGCUCGUGUCUCCUCAGCUGCCUCCUCCUCACCUACUUAGCCGAACAGCACAUUCCCUCAUAUGAAAGUGCAGAGCCAGUGCUGGAGCUCAGUCCAGCUACAGCACAGACUCUGCUUAGCCUGAGCCCAGAGACAAUAAGCUCACACUGUAGAAACUCUACAGCAGGGGCUCUGGCCCAGGACCUGAGGACUCUGAUGAGUAUGGAGCAGUAUGUGGUGAAGCUGAGUCCUGCACUAACACGCUGCCAUGGGACACACACUAGUCUGCUCAUCCAGCUGCUGAAGGACCUGCAGGCUGAUGGGAUGGCACUGCUCAGCGGCGAGUCGGAACUGUGACCAACACCUAGCAUUUCCAUAUGUACAAAGAGCUGGUUCACAAUCAUUUGUUGAUAGGACCAACAAAAAUAUUCAGUCAUUUUGUCAUUAUUGUAAAUAAAAUAUUUUUUUAUUAUAAGAAAAUAUAUUAAACUUAAGCUAUAAUGCCUGUAUUAAG